CAAUCCGUCUGAGGAUUUCAUAAGAUCGAGCAAAGAAAACGGAAGCACGGUACAGUAUGCCAUCCACACCCGUGGGAUACAAAGGAAAUGGAUAAUUUUAAAGGCUGUUUCGACCACUGUCCGCUGUUCCUUUUAGAAGUUUCAAUCUGACAUCUGAAAUGGUCAUCUGGAAAGCAGCUAUGUGUUAGGACGUAGGCGAGGCUAUGUGUCACUUCAUUUCGUUCUCACAUGGUGCAGCAUGCUGACAGCCUCUAGCAACAUAUGAUUGCACGGUUUCUGUUUGUGACCAGAGAGAAGACUGAGGAGACGGCAGGUUCACAGCAUCAUUGAAGCAUUAUGACAGCCCAGGCAAUCAUUGACUUCUCUGCUGGAGCAAUCGGUGGUACAGCAUGUGUGCUGAGCGGUCAGCCGUUUGACACCACAAAGGUGAAGAUGCAGACGUUCCCAAACAUGUAUCGGGGCUUCAUCAACUGCUUCACUUCCACCUUCAGGCAGACGGGAUUACGUGGUUUCUACAGAGGCUUGACCCCUGCCCUCAUAGCCAACGUAACCGAGAACUCGGUUCUCUUCCUGAGUUAUGGGCGCUGCCAGGAAGUGGUUCGCUUUGUGUGCAAUGUGGAGAAAGGCUCUGAGCUCAGUGAUAUUCAGAAGGCAGCCUCAGGGUCUUUGGCAUCCAUCUUCUCUGCUACGGCCAUUUGCCCCACUGAGCUGAUAAAAUGUCGUCUCCAGGCCAUGCAUGAAAUGGAAGCAAGUGGCAAGGUGGCGAGUGGACAGAGAAGCACAGUGUGGACAGUGGUGAAGACUGUGAUGAGGACAAACGGCCCCCUAGGUUUCUUCCAGGGCUUGUCGUCCACCCUCGUCAGAGAGCCACCAGGUUACUUCUGCUUCUUUGGGGCCUAUGAACUGUGCCGCUCUACAUUUGCACACUAUAUGGGCACAGACAAAGACGGCAUUGGCAUUCUUCCUCUGAUGUUCAGCGGAGGGUUUGCAGGGGCUUGUCUCUGGGUGUUGGUUUAUCCUAUAGACUGUGUGAAAUCCAGGAUCCAGGUGCACUCUUUGGCUGGAAGACAGCUGGGAUUCAGGCAGACCUUUAUGGGAAUCAUACGGACUGAGGGGAUCUCCACUCUGUACUCUGGCCUGACUCCGACCCUGAUUCGCACCUUCCCUGCCAACGGAGCGCUCUUCCUGGCUUAUGAGUUCAGCCGCAAGUUCAUGAUGGAGCGAUGGGGUGCCUGAUGAGGAGGAUGUUUACACUUGAAAAAAGUAUUCUGGUCAAACACCAUUUCUGUUUUUAAGAUGAGAUGUGAAUUUUUUUCCAUAAGUUAAAAGGUGUGCAAAUGUUUGACAGAAUAUUGUUUUAAACCACCAUAAGAAACUGUUUUUUAUUGCUGUAUUGUGCUUUGAGAUAUUUUAAAACUUUGCUUCAUUUGCUUCAGUGCUGCACUGCUUUUUUUUUUUUUAAAUAAAGUUAUCUUAAAAUGAGUGAAUAUUUCCACAGUUCAGCUUUUUCUGCUGAAUCAGACUAACUUUAAAAAUAUUAUUUUAAUAAAAUUAACUGAACUGAAUGUUGAUCCCUUUGCAUCCGUUAAGUUCCCAAAAAUUCCAUCAUCUAUUGUAAUUUAAACAUAAAUUAAAGCAGAAAAUGACAAUUCCAGGGUGUUUACUAUUUGCAGAGAAGUUUUUGGUAAAUAUUCUGUGAAUUUUUAUGGAAAUUUCCAGGUAAUUUUCAGAAAAUUUUGAUGUUAAGUUUUCCAGAAAUAUUUAGAUU
Molecule: messenger RNA, 1768 nt
Organism: Cheilinus undulatus (humphead wrasse)
Lineage: Eukaryota; Metazoa; Chordata; Actinopteri; Labriformes; Labridae
Product: mitochondrial ornithine transporter 1-like
Exons: 7
Coding region: 337-1236 (299 amino acids)
Biological process (GO): mitochondrial L-ornithine transmembrane transport
Molecular function (GO): L-ornithine transmembrane transporter activity
Source: RefSeq, a predicted model, not a curated record